UUGAUUGUAUUCUUGACUACUGUUUCGUGGUCCGUCAAACAGACCACGAAUGGAGAAACGUACAAUUGCGUCGAUUUCUACGAGCAACCUGCAUUCGAUCAUCCUUUACUCAAGGAUAACAAAUUCAACUUUCAGCCAAGCUCUUCCUACUCUGUAGAUUCCUCAGGAUCGUCGAACAAGAAGCAGAGUGAUAUAUGGCUCAAUGGGAAAGGCUGUCCAAUUGGCACUGUUCCGAUCAGGAAAACUACGAGAGAUGAUCUCUCGAGGGCAGAGUCGGCUGCUGAAACAGUACAUACAAACACAAACGACAACUUGCAUCCUCAGCGCUACAUAGACGACAACCCAAAUGUUCAUGUCGCGGUGCUUCGAACAAGUGAAGAGAAGAAAUACUAUGGUGCUGGAAUGAUCACGAGCGUUUACAAUUUUGCUGUCAGUAGCCAACAGUACAGCUCCAGCCGCAUCAAACUUCAGAACGGCCCCGACAGCAUUGUCGUUGGAUGGACAAUCAAUCCAGGGCUCUAUGGUGACAAUGCAACUCGCCAUUUCAUAUACACAAGUACCAAGGACUCGCAUUGUUACAACACGUUGUGUCCCGGAUUCAUACUCAUGUCCCCCGACACUCCUUUUGAUUCUGUUCUUCAAGUUUCUGAAAGAGAAAAGAACAUAAGGGGCCAGAAAUUCUUCGUCCGCAAGGAUGCUGCAAGUGGGGAUUGGGUUCUUCAAAUCGGACUGGACAACACAACAGUUGGAACAUGGCCACAGAAGAUAUUCAGCAAACUGAACGACUCUGCAACUUAUGUCGACUGGGGAGGAGAAGCAUACUCUGCCUCUUCCGAAGAUCUUCCACCGAUGGGUUCGGGUUUCCCACCGAUGCGAAGUUCCGUGCUCGAUGGCUAUGGCAGGCAAGUCACGCUUGUAGAUGAGAACCAGCAAGUCGAUUACAACCCACCAGAGUGUGUGACAUAUACGAGUGAUAAUAAGAGGUACAAGAUAUUUGAUGAAGGCAAUGUGGGAGGAGAAAUCCAGCGUCUUAUUGUGUUUGGUGGAAGCUCUGGUCCAGCUUGA
Molecule: messenger RNA, 1065 nt
Organism: Linum tenue
Lineage: Eukaryota; Viridiplantae; Streptophyta; Magnoliopsida; Malpighiales; Linaceae
Source: the annotation of a GenBank genome assembly